AUGGAGCCUAUCAAAAACACCAAUGCAGAUAACAACACAGAGGCUCAACAAACCAUGGACGAACACUUGGAGAAAAUAGUCCAAGAUUUCAACGAAUUCCGGGAGAAGAUGUCUGGGAAAAAUUCGAACGAGCCCAUGAAACUCGAAGACCUCGUCGACUUGUACAUCGACAACGGCUGUGAGAAUUAUUCACACGCCGAGCCACAGGCCAAUCAUGAUCAGUUCACCACACAACAACACGUGGGACCCAUUGAUUCUGAAAGUCAAGAGAACUUUCAAACUUACGAAGAAGAAAACGUGAAUUUGAACUUCGAUUUCGGUCCAGACAGUGAUGGGGUGACUUACAUUAGAUAUGGUGAUCUGAACUAUGAAGGGGCAGCUGGCGAGUUUAUCGGCAGCAUUUUUGGCGGCGAGGUGAAUUUCUGGUGGCGGUGGGUGGGAGGGACUGCCCGGAGGGAACGGACAAAGAGGAAGUACACAAGGGGGCUCAGAAGGACGAGGAGACUGCUAGUCGUCUGA
Molecule: messenger RNA, 519 nt
Organism: Striga asiatica
Lineage: Eukaryota; Viridiplantae; Streptophyta; Magnoliopsida; Lamiales; Orobanchaceae
Source: the annotation of a GenBank genome assembly